This is a messenger RNA of Saimiri boliviensis boliviensis (Bolivian squirrel monkey), 1072 nucleotides long. It is a transcript of the gene C15H8orf88, whose product is annotated as chromosome 15 C8orf88 homolog. Gene Ontology annotation, biological process: negative regulation of translational initiation. Gene Ontology annotation, cellular component: cytoplasm. Gene Ontology annotation, molecular function: eukaryotic initiation factor 4E binding. Lineage: Eukaryota; Metazoa; Chordata; Mammalia; Primates; Cebidae. The record is from RefSeq and is a predicted model, not a curated record.
CCCCGCCCCCCGCCGCCGCCCCCCGGGUCAGCGAGCGGAAGAGCGGCUGGAGCCGUUCUCCGACGGGCAGCGGGGCGCUCGGCCUCCAAGUCUGCGCUGAGCGCGGCGACGCUGCUACCCCGAAAUCCUCGUGGAUCUUGAGGCGUAUGGAACCUCAAGGUCUUUGUGACAAUGGAAACCAAAAAAUUAAUUGGUAAACCGCUUCAACCAGCAAGACCUGUUCGUCAUCUGACCUCUCCACCCGGAGCAGUGUUCCCUUUCAGCUUUCAAAAUGAAUAUCCAUGCAACACUCAGUGCAUACAAGGUGGAGUUAUUAGCAGAUGUAAGACGAAUGGAAUGCAAGCCUUUUCACAAGGUCUUAAUGAACAGCAGCAACAUCAGUCUCCAGUUAAAAAAGAGAGAAUUAAAUACAGCAGAGAUUUCCUGUUGAAGCUCUCAAGUGUUUCCAUCUGCAGAAAAAAACCAGACUUUCUGCCUGAUCAUCCCAUUGUACUGCAAAAACCAGAAAACAACCAAAGUUUUAAGUAGCAUUUGAAGAACAGAUGAAUAUGAAGAUAAAGAAUUAUUCAUUUUAUAUUUUGGACAUCUGUAAAUGAGGUGGAUCUAGUAACAAUAACUGUAAUGGACUGUGACAAUUCAAUUUAUUCUUACUUUUGAUGGUUGGCUAUUUGACAUCUCUAAAAAUGAAAAACAACUAUUUUAAACUAUAAAGAAUUUUCUAAUCAGUUUCAGCUUUGCAGGCAGUUUCCUGCAUAAAUUGGGAAGUAACACGGGAAAGUAAGAAUUUGGUUAGUGAAGUGGUAAGACUGUAUUUAUAAUUUGCAUGCUAUUUGCAAUUUUUUGUUUUUCAUCACUUGUAAUAAUGGAAUGGAAAUGUAAGUUGUAAAGACUCCCAAAUAUAAAAUAUUUGCUACAGUGUAUAUAUGGUACAUAAUUUUUUGCUGCUUUUAAAGUUGCUUUUGUUGUUCUGCUUCCCAUUGAUUUCAUACCAGCUCAUGAAUGGAUCAUUACAGUCUCUCCAGAGGCUUAGAAUGAUUCAGAAUGUUCAAUGCAUAGUUCUCAAUGACAGGAG